AUGGGGUGUAAAACUUCYGUGCCCUGCAAUGCGACGAAAAAGUCAGAGAGGUUGUUGCGAGCCGCGCUCCUCAUCCAGAGGUGGUACCGCGCGACCAUGGCCCGGAUAGAGAUGAGGCGCCGCUACUGCCUGAACAUCUUCCAGUCCAUCGAGUACGCCGACGAGCAAGCCCAGCUGCAGUUAUCCAACUUUUUUACAUUCAUGAUGGAUCAGUUUUCUCAACCUGAUGCAGAUUCCAAGGGCCCUAGUGAUUUAGAGAUGACAGAGUCAAACUUCAGUUUAGCAGAAUUUGAAAGAAGGAUUGAUGUCCCAGAUUCCUAUUACGGACCACGACUCAAAUUCCCCCUCACUGUUGCAGAUGCCAAUGCUCUUCUUGAUGCUUUCAAGAAAGAAGAGCUGCUUCAUGCCCGCUACGUCCUGCAGCUACUGCACGAAACCAGGAGGGUGCUCAAGGAGAUGCCGAACAUCACUUACCUUUCCACUUCCUACUCCAAGGAGAUCACCGUCUGUGGAGAUUUACAUGGAAAACUGGAUGAUCUUUUGAUGAUUUUCUAUAAGAAUGGUCUGCCUUCAGAAAAAAACCCUUAUGUCUUUAAUGGCGAUUUUGUUGAUAGAGGGGACAAUUCUAUGGAAAUACUUAUAAUCCUGUUUGCAUUUCUUCUCAUCUACCCCAACGAUUUACACUUGAACAGAGGAAACCAUGAAGACUACAUCAUGAACGUGAGAUACGGCUUCACAAGAGAAGUUUUGAGGAAGUAUAGGGUCCAYGGGAAAGUAAUCCUGUAUCUUUUGGAAGAUGUCUUUAGCUGGCUUCCCCUCGCCACUGUAGUUGAUAGCAAAGUUCUCAUCCUACACGGAGGCAUUUCGGACACCACCGAUUUGGAUUUCCUGAAUUUGUUUGAGAGAAGCAAGGUGAAGUCUUUGAUGCGGCCACCCAGGUCCGUUCUAGACAUGAGGCUUCAAGUGAAGGAGAAAGGCCCCAGCAGCAGCACGCCCAGUAAGCACAGAGCCCAUCAGGGCGCUUCAGAGAGGAGGAGAGACCAGUCAUCGUCCGGGGCUGUGGGGCCUCACGAAGAAGACUCCUCUCGAGAUCCCACCCAGAAGGAAUGGCAACAGACCCUUGAUAUCCUCUGGAGCGACCCGAGGAACCAGAGGGGCUGCAUCCCAAACAAGCUGCGCGGAGGGGGCUGCUACUUCGGCCCCGACAUCACCGCCAAGUUGUUUGAGAGGUACAACCUGAAGAUGCUGAUCAGGUCUCACGAGUGUAAGCAGGACGGCUACGAGAUCGGUCACGGCGGCAAGGUUAUCACUAUUUUUUCUGCCUCUAACUAUUACGAAGAUGGGAGCAACCGAGGAGCAUACAUCAAACUGAAUCCUGAUCUGAUUCCUCGGUUUAUACAGUAUCAAGUCAGCAGGAACACCUGCAGGCAGAAUCUGCAGGAGAGGAUAAACACGGUGGAAGGGGCUGCCUUAAAGGCCUUACGGGAGAAGAUCUACGCCAACAAGACUGAGCUCAUGGAGGCUUUUAUGAGCAAAGAUCUCACUGGCGCAGGCAAACUCUCCGUCAGCGACUGGGCCGAGGCCAUGGAGUCCGUCCUGCAGCUGGAGCUGCCCUGGCGGACGCUGCGCGCCCAGCUGGCGCGGCUCAGCGCGGACGGGCGCAUCGAGUACACCUCCUGCUUCUAUGACCUGGAGAUAGAGAAGCCUGUGGAGGAGCAGGUUCAGCCAUCGUUGGUGGAAACACUGUGCAAAUACAGAAAGGAUCUGGAGAUGAUCUUUAACUUCAUUGAUAAGGAUCAGUCAGGGCUGAUUUCCCUUGAGGAAUUCCACCACACCUGGAGGCUCUUCUGUGCUCACAUGGGCGUCGAAACGGACGACGAAGCCAUCAUCAAGCUGGCCAACACCAUAGACUACAACAAGGACGGCUACAUCGACUUCAGUGAAUUUUUAGGGGCCUUCCACGUGGUUCAUAGACUAGACAAAGGCAAGUGAAUGACGGGGCAGAACAUCUUGUGAGUUCCUGCUGGAGGCUCUGCUUGCCUCUCACACRAGGCACGGGGCACUUGGGAAGCCCCUUUCCAGACUGGCAAACGACGACUGGGCUGCUUGAUGGGGUAAGAUUGAUAAAUACAUGGGCUGGAACCAACAAAAGCAUCGUGCUCACUGUGUAAGCCUUUAUUUAGUCCCUUCUGUGUGACACACACCUGCUCRUAAUGCCACAGAGGAGAUGAGAACCAGCAUUACUAACAGUGUUACAGCAUCCCUGCCACAGCUGCAUGUUACCCUUUAUCCUCACYCUGUGACCUGCCUGGGAACAGUGCUGGACCUUAGCGUGAGAGAAACCCUGGUAUGUUUUCCUUAGAAAUCAUGGAGGAAGUGUCCUGGUUACCACAAGGACCGUGCCAGCCAGACUAAUAAUAUGGGAUUCUAACAAAGCUUAAGCAGCCUUCUGUGGACUAACCAAUCUAGGAGGGGAAAGACAGGGAAAAAAGAAACAGCUAGUUAAAACAUAUAGUUCUGCAUUUAACCUUUCUCUUUGCAUGAUGCAGUGACACUGAGCAGCCCAGGCCACUACCCCUCCUCUCUGAAGUUUACAGACACAAAUCUAAAGGUUACUCUCUUAAAAGUGUUUACACGUGGUAACAGGA
Molecule: messenger RNA, 2648 nt
Organism: Nothoprocta perdicaria
Lineage: Eukaryota; Metazoa; Chordata; Aves; Tinamiformes; Tinamidae
Gene: PPEF1
Product: protein phosphatase with EF-hand domain 1
Exons: 17
Coding region: 1-1992 (663 amino acids)
Biological process (GO): detection of stimulus involved in sensory perception
Cellular component (GO): cytosol; nucleus
Molecular function (GO): manganese ion binding; calcium ion binding; protein serine/threonine phosphatase activity
Source: RefSeq, a predicted model, not a curated record